AUGGAGAAUCUAAUUACGGAGCUCGUCUUCAUCCCUGCACCAGGGGUUGGUCACAUCAUGUCCACCAUCCAGAUCGCAAAACUACUCGUGACACGCGACCACCACCUCUCCAUUACUGUCCUCCUCAUUAACCCGCCUCCCACCUUCGGCUCCUGCUCCGCCGUCACCACGUACAUCCAAUCAUUAGCAAAGACCAAAAUGGAUCGUAUCUCCUUCAUCGAUCUCCCUCAAGACAAAACCCCACCAGUCUCAAACGUUCCCAUGGCUGCCUUGACUAAUUGUAUCAACAAUCACUGCAAAUACGUAAGAAAAAUUGUCGCCAACAAGAUGAGUCAACCGGGUUCGGCUCGUGUCGCCGGGUUCGUCGUCGACAUGUUCUGCACCGGGAUGAUAGAUGUGGCAAACGAGUUUAAUAUUCCGACAUAUGUGUUCUUCACUUCUAAUGCUGGGUUUCUUAGAUUUAAGUUGUACAUCCAGACACUCUAUGAUUAUGAAAACCAAGAUAUUGUCGUGUUAAGCAACUCGGAUUCCACGAUUCACGUUCCGAGUUUUGUCAAGCCAGUGCCCACAAAGGUUUUUCCAAGCGUCUUCCAGACUCUAGAGGGGCUGGACUUUGUUCUGGGGUCUGCCCGUAGACUGAGAAAGGCGAAAGCGAUCAUUGUCAAUACAUUCUUUGAAUUGGAAACACACGCUAUCAAGUCAUUCUCGGAAGACUUCACCAUUCCGAUGGUGUAUCCGGUGGGCCCGAUACUAAACCUAGAAGGCUGUUCCCUAAAAGCGUCGGGUAAUGAUGAAAUCAUCACCUGGUUAGACAGUCAACCGCUUUCCUCGGUGGUGUUCCUGUGUUUUGGGAGUACGGGAAGUUUUGACGAGGUACAAGUGAAGGAAAUAGCAAACGGGUUAGAGCGGAGUGGCCACCGUUUCCUAUGGUCCCUGCGUCGACCUCCAAAAGAUAAGAGAACAAGAGCGCCGAGUGAUUACGAGGACCUAGGAACAGUAUUGCCCGAAGGAUUCUUGGAACGGACUGCCAAAAUCGGAAAAGUAACGGGGUGGGUCCCUCAGGUGGAUGUGCUGGCUCAUGGUGCAGUCGGAGGGUUUGUGUCUCACUGCGGGUGGAACUCGUUGUUGGAGAGUUUGUGGUUUGGUGUACCAUCGGCUGCAUGGCCAAUUGACGCUGAGCAACAGAUUAAUGCGUUUGAAAUGGUGGUGGAGCUUGGUUUGGCACUGGAGAUUAAGUUGGAUCAUAAGGAUUUUUGUAAUCAGAAGGCUAAUAAAGUCGUGGUCACUGCGGAGGAGAUUGAAAAUGGGGUAAGACGAUUGAUGAAGGAUAACAAGGUUAGAACAGAAGUUAAAGAAAUGAGAGAGAAAAGCAUAGCGGCGGUGGCAGAGGGAGGUUCGUCGUAUGCUUCUGUAGGGCGUCUUAUUUUAGACUUUAAACGAAACCUGUUAUGA
Messenger RNA from Lactuca saligna, 1452 nucleotides. The record is from the annotation of a GenBank genome assembly. Lineage: Eukaryota; Viridiplantae; Streptophyta; Magnoliopsida; Asterales; Asteraceae.